GCCAGUCAAGCCUGGAGAAGAAGAAGAAGUAGUAGAAGAAGAACAAGAAGAAGAAGAAUGUAGACGCUGAUUGUUGCUAGUUGCUGUUUUUCCGCUACGGAAUAGGAUUUACCACAGAGCAAUUAUACAAAGGAACCUGGGGUGCAAACAUGGAGGUGCCUUGCUACCUGCCCAAACUGCUCUUUGAGCUCAAUGAGCAGCGCAAGCGGGACUUCUUCUGUGACUGCAGCAUCCUCGUCGAGGGCCGCGUCUUCAAGGCCCAUCGUAACGUGUUGUUUGCCGGCAGUGGCUAUUUUAGGGCCCUUCUGGUACACUACCUACAGGACAACGGACAGCGCUACAGCACGGCGUCACUGGACAUCGUAACAGCUGACGCCUUCUCCGUCAUUCUGGACUUCCUCUACUCCGGCCGCUUGGCCCUCAACAGGAGCAACGUCAUUGAGGUGAUGUCGGCGGCCAGCUACCUGCAGAUGACUGAUCUGGUGAGCUUUUGCAAAGGGUACAUCAGCUCGUCCUUGGAAAUAUGCAGCAAGGACAAGGAGAGGAACACGGAGAAGGACAACCAGGCGCAAAAGGGAGGGACGGGUCCUGCCGAUAGUGGCACGCCUGCUGCAACGACCUCCAGUGGUGCUGGGGUUACAGAGUCUCAUUCACAGGUCGCCGAGGCGGAUAGAGGGUCAGCUUUAGGCCCGGAGUCCGAGACCUCGGCUAGAACCCCUUUGUCCAUUGCCGCCACCACCCCUCCAGCCUCAGGCAGGGACAGUGGUUACCCUUCCAGGGAGGAGUUUGCACCUGGGAGUGAAAGUCAGAAGGUACAUGUGGACCAGACUAAUCUCUCAUCUUCCUCAUCCUCUGCUUUGACUCUAGAGCUAGUGAACCCUAAGAUAGAGUACGACCCCGACGAGGAGCUCAUGGAGUCUCCUGACACCAAAGACCUUUCAUCGUAUCCUGGACCUUCCCUGCACAAUGACCAUCAUAGCAGGCUACUCCCCACAAGUCCCUCUAAUUCCAACGAACGCUCUCCCUUGGGAUACAACUCCUCCUUUAAUACCAGGCAGCUGAUGGAGAUGCUGGCCAGAGGUGAAGGCCCCAGUCCUCUGGGGGACAGAGUGGGGCAACGCUUUACACAGGGACUAGGUAGUAACACGGGAGGAAGCAGAAUGGACGAGGGGUUAGGGUUUGUGGGCUCAUCUAUCAUGGAGAUCCAGUCUGAUUGGCUUGGAGAGGACACAGGCGAUGGCUUGGUAGUGCCAGUGAAACUCCACAAGUGCCCGUUCUGUCCUUACACGGCCAAGCAGAAGGGGAUCAUGAAGAGACACAUACGUUGCCACACAGGCGAGAGGCCCUUCCCCUGUCCCAUGUGCGGCAAGAGGUUCACACGACAGGAGCACCUUCGUAGCCACGCCCUAAGUGUCCACAGACAGUGCUGGCCAGUGUCGUGUAAGAGCUGCAGGCGAACGUUCACUGGGCCGAGCGUGUCGCCGGGGCUCAGGCGUUUUGGCAUCUGCGACGGCUGCAGCUGCGUGACGACCACUCACGACGACUCAGCUCCCGUCCACCCCUCCGGCCAAGCGGAGCCAAUGGAACGUGCGGACGGAGGCGCAGACUGGUCCAGUUUUAUGGACGAUGUGGAUGAGGUGGAGGUUGGCAGAGUGGAGGACUUAGUGGAGAAACAGAUGCUUGAAAGACAGCUAGCUGCCUGUACUGAUGUAAGUCACACACUGUGAGUUUAUAUUUAAAUUUCUAAUUUAUAGUCCCACACCAUGGAAUACCUUGGACUUUUUAGAUCAUCGUGUCUCUCUUGGUAAACUUCCAGAAAUGGAAAGAAAUGGUAAAGAAAGCCACUGGGUUGUAACAAAGUGAAAGGGACUUUACAACAGCAGGUGGCUGAAAUGAUGUUUCAGGGAGCAGUCACAGUUUGCAGGCUCAAACACUCGCAGUGGCAGCCACAGUUGGUCGAGACUUGAUUAAAAGAUGUUACAUGCAGUAUUGUCAUUUUUGCAGCUACUCAGAACAAAAACGUCACUUUCAAGCUAAGUUUUGAAUAUGAGCAUGUGUUCCUAAUUGUAUGAAAGGUAUUAUAUUUUUUGUAUUUAUUGUGGCGUAUGCCAAUAAUGCAAUGCUGAUUAUAAUUUCGCAAGUUUUCUGUUACUGCAUAAAAACGGGCUCAACCAGAUUUUACCAUUAAAGACAUCGUUUUAAAUUAUUAUUAAAUAUAAAAUGGUAUUCCAUUAAAUCAUUCAUGAGAUGUUUUCAAAGCACUGUAUAAAUGCGCAGUUUCCUUUCUCAAAUUACUGUUUCAGUAGAACUUGCUUUAGUAUUUCUGUCUCUGUAUUCUUUUUGUCUCUUCUUCCAGACUCAGAGCAUGAUGUUGACGUCAGGGCUCAGUGUGGGUCAGACCACGCGUUGCGUGUUAUAUUUAUGGUGGGAAAAUAUUCCUGUAAUUUGUGUCUGGAUUUGUUGUCCAGUUGCAGGAUAUAUUUUGAGAUAUCCGAUGCCUUGAAGGUGGUAUUGUUUGAUGAGUAAGAAUCGGUGCCUACAAGUAUUGCGCAGGACUGUUUUGAUGGCGUCUUUGACGCACACAAACCCAGUACGUCCUGGUUGUGAUUUUCCAUCACUCAUGUUAGCACUACAGAAAAUGACCUGGAACUGGUAGUUGAAAAGAGUGAGAAUCAUUGUCAUUGCAAUAAAUGUCCUUUUUUACAAUCUGAAA
Molecule: messenger RNA, 2713 nt
Organism: Mugil cephalus (flathead mullet)
Lineage: Eukaryota; Metazoa; Chordata; Actinopteri; Mugiliformes; Mugilidae
Gene: zbtb8b
Product: zinc finger and BTB domain containing 8B
Exons: 5
Coding region: 150-1727 (525 amino acids)
Biological process (GO): regulation of transcription by RNA polymerase II
Molecular function (GO): RNA polymerase II cis-regulatory region sequence-specific DNA binding; DNA-binding transcription factor activity, RNA polymerase II-specific; protein binding
Source: RefSeq, a predicted model, not a curated record